AUGCGGCGCGUGGCCCAGAAGAAGAAGUGCCUCCAGCACCGCGCGCUAAUCGUGGCGUGGUUACGAGUCAAUUACUGCCUCAGAGAGUGCGGCUCCAUCGCCAAAUGUGAGGUGUUCCUCCACUACACCGAGCUGUGCCAUGCCAACACAAUUCAACCCUCAUCGGCCGCGGCGUUCGGUAAGAUUUUGAAGAUGGCCUUCCCGACGGUCAAGUGCAACCGCGUCGGCCCUCGAGGCGCCUCCAAGCACCACUACCGGGGUCUGGUGCUGAAGGAUGACUACCAGCUCUCGCUGGCCAACGUGGAGCCGCUCAGCGAGGCAGCGAUCACGCAGCUGAUGAAGGAGGAGGCCGACGCCGAGGCAGCGAGCAAGGCCCAGCGAGGCAAGAUCCGCGGUGGCCGGCGUCGCCGCGGCGCCGACGGCGACGACGAAGACGAGGAGGACCACGACGACGACGACGACGAAGACGAUGAAGAGGAAGACGACGACUACGGCGGCGAUGACGGCAGCCAGCAGAGCGAUCGACGGACCAUGAAGAUGAUGGUGCUCUCCCCACCUCAGCCGCUCUCUUCAUCGACUUCCUCCACCACCUCGCCCCACACGUCGUCGCCCAUGUCCCGCCCAGCGGCCCACCAGCACCAGCACCACCCCUACGCCCUCCAACAGCGGCCGCUCGACCACCCGCCACAGCCGCACCCAUUCCCCGGCGCCGGCUACCUGGGCGGGUACCCGCCGCUACCGCCGCCGCAGCCGACCACCGCUUAUAUGCUGCCGCCCCACCCGCAGCUCCAGCCGCCGCACUAUCACCACCAGGCGCAGACGGGCCAGACGGCGGCGACGAAGGAGUCGUUUUCGUGGAUCUCGCCCGACAUGGACCACGCCGCCAGGCGGCCCGCGCCGUCGGUCCAGGCCCAGCAGGAGGCCCAGUCGCCGACUCAACCGAUGCCACUGAACGACGCGGCGCUGCGAGAGUGGGCAGAGAAGAGGGAUCUGGUCGAGUUCUGCGAGCGCAACUUCCAGGCGCUCUACGACAAUGUCCACCGGACACUCAGUGGCGGCGGCGGCCACGAGCCCCGGGAGCAGGUGCUGACCAGCAUCGCCGACGCCUGGAAGAACCUCCGGCAGUACACCCGGCACAUGCACCUCUUUCCCGAAUCCGCCACGUCAUCCACGUCACCCACAGCUCCGAUGUCGACCACCACCACUACGGCGACGACGUCGGCCGAGCGGACCACCGACUGCCGAGCCCCGACGCCGCCACCCACGCACCAUCAGCCGCCACCACCUCCUCAGCCGCAGCCACCGCCCAGCCCGAUGAACAUGUCCGCUCCGCCAUUCGCACACUUUGCGAUGGUGCCGCUGCCGCCGUCGUACUACGCGCGAGCCGGCACGCCGCCGCCGCUCAGUGGUGGUCGUGGCUCGUCCCUGUCCCUGUCCUGGCUCGCCAACUCGCUGGCCAUGUCCAUGGGCAGCGGCGCCGGCGCCGGCGGCACCAGCAGCCACCAGCUCGCCACCACCCCAACGCCACCGCCCGGGUACCUGCAGCAACCUCCAGGUCCUCAGGGCAACGGCGGCGGUGGCGGCGGCGGCGAAGGCUCGUCAGGGCCGGACCGAGGCAACCUCGAGUUCCGAUCUUUCGAGUGGAAGGGCGUGUACGAGUAG
Messenger RNA from Acanthamoeba castellanii str. Neff, 1662 nucleotides. RefSeq names its product RFX DNAbinding domain containing protein. The record is from RefSeq and is a predicted model, not a curated record. The coding region runs from base 1 to 1662 and encodes 553 amino acids. Gene Ontology annotation, biological process: regulation of transcription by RNA polymerase II. The transcript has 4 exons. Gene Ontology annotation, molecular function: DNA-binding transcription factor activity, RNA polymerase II-specific; RNA polymerase II cis-regulatory region sequence-specific DNA binding. NCBI's taxonomy places the organism in Eukaryota, Discosea, Longamoebia, Acanthamoebidae.